Messenger RNA from Fundulus heteroclitus (mummichog), 3011 nucleotides. It is a transcript of the gene zdbf2, whose product is annotated as zinc finger, DBF-type containing 2. Lineage: Eukaryota; Metazoa; Chordata; Actinopteri; Cyprinodontiformes; Fundulidae. Gene Ontology annotation, molecular function: zinc ion binding; nucleic acid binding. Bases 549 to 2978 code for a protein of 809 amino acids. The transcript is spliced from 11 exons. The record is from RefSeq and is a predicted model, not a curated record.
GCCGCGGUGGAGCAGCGCUCGGCGGAAGGAGAUAAAUAAUCCCUGAUCAGAGGAACCAGCGACCCGCCGCAGGUAAAAGAGCCGCCUGUGGAUCGUUGGGGGGCCGCGGUGACGGCCGCGAACCGCCGCUGAGAGCCGCCGUCCGGCCGCUGAGCGCCGCAGCUAGCAGGCUAGCAGCGCGGCUAACCGGAAGCUGGGCGCUGUGACACGUCAGCAGCUCUGUUGCCAUGGUUAACGACGACUCGAGUUAGACCCGAGUCUGACCCGGAUUACGGAGGCGAGACUUUAGCUAGCAAAGUACGGGUUACACUCAGGGCCAGCGGUGGAAGCUGAUUGGUUAGAGAUACGGAGGACAGAGCUGUGAUUGGUUGGAGGGGAAUGAGCUGGUGUACUAUUGGUCAGCAGCAAGGAGAGCGGUGCUCUGAUUGGAUAAGAGUUAUACAGGCUCAUGGACUCUGGAACACCCAUCUCGUUGCCAUUAGUUACAGCAUGGAGCGCUCUGAUUGGACGGACACUCUGACUGCGUCUCAUCCAGGUGUGCUGUCAGGAUGUCCCACGCCUCCUCCGAAGGUAACCAGAAGGAGGAGGAGCUUCCUAGCAGAACAUGGGCGGAGCCUGAGCCUGGUCCAUCCAGGUGUGAGCCUAGCAGGCAGGGUUACUGUGGAUACUGCAGAGUCCUCUACACCAACCUGGACCAGCACCUGUCUAGUCUCAGACACCUGGAUUCAGUCCGGACGUCCUCCAGAGGCUCCGCCUCCGUGUCCAGAAGCAACCAGAGCAGACUGACGCUGCUGGAGCGCUUCCUGCAGGAUGUCCAGGAGCACCACCCGCACCUCUACAGCGACGCCAGGCCGUCCCACACUGACCUUCCCUCGGUCUCCGCCCCCCUGCUGCCAAAGGCGGAGCUGGAUGAACUCUGCUCCUCCGGCGACGACAGCCAGUCUCUAGGUACCCGAGAACACCUGCCCAGCUCUGAUGACGCGUCCUGUCAGCCGGCCAAUGAGGAGAGAGGAGGCGGCUUCCUCAGCCAAUCAGGAGGAGGAGCUGGUCGGGAGAGGCUGUCCUCUCAAAUCCAGGAACAGGAAGUAGGCCUCAGAGCCCCGCCCCCUUUCACUACCAGCCCGCCCCCUCAGUCUCAGGCUCCGCCCCCUCAGUCUCAGGCUCCGCCCCCUGUCCAUAGAAAAGCCCACAGGAAGACGAACAGGAGGAAACCCAGUGAGUCUUCAUCCUCCACCCAGGCCCCCAGGGGCCCCGUUUUCCAGGCAACACUGGACCCAGACACCCGCAGGGGGCACCAGGGCCCCCCAGAGUCAAACGCCCAAACCCCUUCAGGACCAAGACCCCCCGGGUGCCUGGUUCCCACAGAGCCAAGGACCCGGCCCUCCUUAGACCCAAGGCCCCCGUCAUCCCGGGGGCCCCAGGUUCCUGUAGGCCCCCAGGCCCCCCCGUCCGGCCUGAGGCCCUUUGUGAGUUGGCAGAGGGAGAGGAGGCGGGUCCAGAAGGAGGAGGCGUUCUCGUCCCACAGUGAGCUGGUGGAGGAGACCAUUGAAGAGGUGAUCCACAGGUGCUGCUACAGCCUCACCUCACCGCACCACCCGCAGGAGGAGACGGACAGCUUCCACCUCAGCCUACCUGUCUCCAUGGAUACACAGAGCGAGGACUGGGACACACCUGUACAGCAGGGGGUUUUCCAGAAAGCUGGAACGUCCACCGACGUACCUGUCCAGGUGGUCCAGGCAGAGCAACGGGAUCUCGGCCGUCUCAUGGACGCCCAGGUGGACAUGGAGGACCAGGUGUACUCCAACCAGCUGGACUGUGCUCUGCUUGGUGGGGGGGUCCAGCAGGACCAGGGCUUCUGGAACCUCCCCACCGAGGAUGUCCUACCUGUCCCAGAACACGUCCCAAAGUCCUUCAGGGGAAAGACCUGGGCCCAGAUCGAACAGGAGGACGAGGAGAGGGUGGAGAGACUCGUCCAGCAGUUCAGACGGGGACGAUUCCUCUGCUACUUUGACACGGAGUCCCUGGCCAGGUUUGGAAGGCGGAGCAGGAGGAACAAGAAGAAGAAGGAGGACGAGGAGGAGGAGGAGGAGGAGGGAGUCAUGGCUGCUCUGCCCCUGGUGGACCGGGAGGAGGACCACUCUGCAUGUGUGAGGAUAAGCAAGAGGAGGCGGAGCUUCCGAUUGGCAUCCAGGUGUCAGGUGGUUAAAGUCAGCCACGGCACUCAGACUCUGCGAUUGGUCAUCCCGGCUGUCCAUCAGCUGUCUCCAGAGGCUCCGCCCACCAGCCUCCCUGCAGCCAUUGAGAAAACGCCAGAGACGCAGACGUGGCAUUCCCUCCCUCCAUCUUACUCCAGCAUCGUCACACCUGUACAGCCUCGCACCUCGCUGGUCUACCUGCUCUGCUCCCCGCCCACCUCACCUGAAGGCUCCGCCCCCAAGCGCUGCCGCAGGAGGCGGCGUCCGGUCGACCUGCAGCGGUUGAAGGUCAAGUAUAAAAGGCUUCCUGUGAAGUUCUACGAGCCGGGAACCAACCAGAUCCUGAGAAACCCUCCGCAAAGGUUACUGAGACCCAGAGGCUCCGCCCCCUCAGGCCAGCCGCCGCCGCCGUGCGUCCGGCAGCUGUUUCGCAGUCUGAGUCCAGACCUGAACAUGGACAGGCGGCCAGGGGAGGGGCCUAAAGGUGACGGCCUGCUGAGCGCGCUCAGUGGAGACUCUAGGACCGCCAGGAGGCGGAGCCGUGUUUCUCAGACCCCUCCCACAACCACCGCCAGGUCACGCAGAGAAAGAGGGGGUAGGCCACGCCCCCCGACUUCCCAGAGAAGGAGCCGGCUGCAAGCCCCGCCCCCUCCACCCAGGAGGGAGGGGCUCCGCAGAGCGACGCCUAGCCGGAAGCUCCUCAGCUCCCCGGUCCACGGCCUUCAGCCGCCCCGCAGGGGGAGGAGUCAGAGAGGGCGGGGCUGUGAGAGGGGGGGCAGGUAGCAGAGCACCUGUAAGGGAGCAGGAUGGACUCUA